AUGGCAGAAAUUCGAACCGCCCAAGACGCACAUCGAGUAUUUGAAGCAGUCCGACAAGGCAUCUUACCUCUUAUUCGACGACGCUUGUCUCCUUCCGAGCGUGAUCUGCUCGCGUCGGGUCAAGUGUUUGUCUGGGAGGAGGCACCCACCGGUGCCGCCGCAGGAGACGAGAUCAGCCAAACCACCAGUGGCCUGGAGAGAUGGACAGACGAAAAGGUGCAAACCACUGCUGAAGAAAGACAGGCCAAAGCAGAUCGACGAGCGCGCAAAGCCUCCUCCUCCGACUCUCAAUCCCUCCCUGGUCACCUUUUGCCCAUUCGACGACAAGACAGACCCAGUAAACCCGAUGGUCUAACGAAACAAACCUAUUCCU
This is a messenger RNA of Acaulospora colombiana, 373 nucleotides long. Lineage: Eukaryota; Fungi; Glomeromycota; Glomeromycetes; Diversisporales; Acaulosporaceae. The record is from the annotation of a GenBank genome assembly.